AUGAGCGACAAGGCGAGUCUAGCCGCCGUCACGAGCUCUCUCUCGAUCCGCCCGCUGACCCUGCGCCCACAGACCUACACCCUCGAGCAGGUCGCACAGCACGCCUCGGCCGACUCGGCGUGGGUCGUCGUCGAGGGAGGAGUGUACGACGUAACAUCGUUCCUCGACGACCACCCAGGCGGCAAGAAGAUCCUCCUCAAGCACACGGGCAAGGACGCGACCGAGCAGUUCCACAAGAUGCACCCGCGCAAGGUGCUCGAGAAGGUGGCCGUCCAGUUCCUCAUCGGCAAGGUCGGCGACGCGACCGGCAGCGGCGACAACACGGUCGGCGCCAUCGAGAACAAGGUCAAGAAGGACACGCCCGAGGUCGUCGAGCAGGAGCAGGAGCAGGACGACGCCGACUCGACCUACUUUGGCGAUCUCGUCCCGUUCGGCGAUCCCUUCUGGUACCAGGACUGGAAGUCGCCCUACUACAACGACUCGCACCGCAAGUUGCGCGCGGCCAUGCGCCGCUUCACCGACGAGCACCUGACGCCGUUCGCCGCCGAGUGGGACCAGGCGCGCGAGAUCCCGCCCGAGGCGUACAAGAAGAUCGCCGACUACGGCAUCCUCGCGGCCAUCGCCGCCGGCGCAACCGGCUGGCCGACCGAGUACGCCCAGGGCAUCCCGGUUCCUGGCGGCGUCGACGCCGCCGACUGGGACGGCUUCCACAACCUGAUCGUCAUCGACGAGAUGUGCAGGUGCGCAUCGGGCGGCAUCCUUUACGGCGUCCUCGGCGGUUUCGGCAUAUCGAUCGGUCCGCUGCGCCACUUUGGCUCGGACGAGCUCAAGCAGCGCAUCCUCCCGUCGCUCCUCAAGGGCGAGAAGCGCUCGUGCCUCGCCAUCACCGAGCCCGAGGGCGGCUCGGACGUCGCCAACAUCGUCACGACCGCCAAGAAGAGCGACGACGGGCAGUACUACCUCGUCGAGGGCGCCAAGAAGUGGAUCACCAACGGCGUGUGGUGCGACUACUUCGUGACGGCCGUCCGCACCGGCGGCAAGGGCAUGGGCGGCAUCUCGCUCAUGGUCGUCGAGCGCGGCGAGGGCCUCACGACGCGCAAGAUGGACUGUCAGGGCGUCCUCGCGAGCGGUACGACCUACGUCACGUACGACGACGUGCGCGUGCCGGUCGGCAACGUGCUCGGCAAGGAGAACAAGGGCUUCCAGAUCAUCAUGUCUUCCUUCAACGCGGAGCGAGCAGGAAUUGCUAUCCAGGCGACGCGGUUCGCGCGCGUCUGCCUCGAGGAGAGCAUCAAGCACGCCUGCAGGCGCGAGACGUUCGGCAAGCCGCUCAUCGAGCACCCCGUCAUCCGGGCCAAGCUCGCCUCUAUGGCACAGCGCGUCGAGGUAACGCACGCGUGGCUCGAGACCGUCGUCUACCAGUCAACGCAGUACGACCAGGACACGCUCACGCUGCGCGGCGGCGGCACGAUGGCCCUCCUCAAGGCGCAAGCGACCGAGACGUUCGAGUACUGCGUGCGCGAGGCGAUGCAGAUCUUUGGCGGUGCGGCGUACACGCGGUCAGGCGUCGGCGAGAAGAUCGAGCGCUUGUACCGCGACGCCAAGGCCUACACGAUUCCCGGCGGCUCGUUCGAGAUCAUGCAAGACCUCGGCAUCCGCCAGAGCGUCAAGGUCGCCCAGAUCAUGGGCGCCAAGCUCUAG
Rhodotorula graminis WP1 is the source of this 1701-nucleotide messenger RNA. RefSeq lists its product as uncharacterized. Lineage: Eukaryota; Fungi; Basidiomycota; Microbotryomycetes; Sporidiobolales; Sporidiobolaceae. The record is from RefSeq and is a predicted model, not a curated record. Bases 1 to 1701 code for a protein of 566 amino acids. Gene Ontology annotation, molecular function: oxidoreductase activity, acting on the CH-CH group of donors; flavin adenine dinucleotide binding; heme binding. The transcript has 13 exons.